Lingula anatina is the source of this 2510-nucleotide messenger RNA. RefSeq lists its product as uncharacterized. Lineage: Eukaryota; Metazoa; Brachiopoda; Lingulata; Lingulida; Lingulidae. Gene Ontology annotation, molecular function: GTP binding. The record is from RefSeq and is a predicted model, not a curated record.
UUCGUAUAUAUUUUUGGAUACAGACAUUAUCUGUCUUCAAAGUUAGCUAUGUGCAUAAUACGAAAAAUAACACCUUUCAUUUGACGUACUUUCGCUUUCAUAGCUCAGCAGUUGUUAGUCAUAAAAGAUCACGUCUCUCUUUCAUGAAACGUAAACCCACGUGGCUAAUAUAGGCCCCAUCGCUGCCUUGGACCUGAUAAUGCGGUUGUACCGUUAACGGGGUCGAUGGUGUAUGCAUUGGCGCAUGUACUGUAGGAAGCAAUAUUUUGAAAGGUCACAGACGUAAACAACAAAGAUGGCGGAACCUACAGCUGACGAUUACAUUGAACACUUAAGUGUGAUGCUUGUCGGUCGAAAGGGUCACGGAAGAACGUCUCUGGCUCGUGCUCUUCUUGCCCAAUCAGAUUCCCCCGACCAGACCGAAUGCUGUGUACUUCAUGGAGACAUAAAAAGCUCUGCAAAUGACACAUGGAAAUUAACACUUAUAGAUACCCCUGGAAUUGGGGAUUUAGAUUUUACCAAAGAGCACAUUGUAGAGACCAUCCGUCGCCAACGAGAAGGUGUACAGCAAGUCGACACAUUUUUAUACGUGUUAAGAUAUAACUUAAGAGUCAGAUCAACAGAAAUAGAGGCUAUAGACCUCUUGGAAGAUAAAUUCUUCGGGACAUUUUUGAAGAGGGCCAUCUUUGUGUUUAUCCAUGACGGUAGAACAGCUCUCAACAGUGAACAAAAGCAAAAUUUCGUGGAUUCGCUACCAAAGACUUUUAAGGAGAAAGCAGAACUGGCAGGAAAUCGUGUUUGUUUAGUCGGCACUGCUGAACCAAAUAGCAUACUAUGUUUUUUGGAGGAGCUGCGAGGAAUGGUCCGAGAGAUUAUGCGUGAACAAGAAAAACCGUGCAUUCUGAAGGAGGAAGCCUCGUUGUGGGACAUCUACCAGUACAUCUCCGUGCUUGAAUAUUUCACUAAUGGACAGUCUGGAAACGAAGGAAACGACUUUGAUGAUUUCUUCGUUGUCGACUUUGAAGAUGUGGACUCCAAAGUUGGCACGUGGGUCAAAGUUGUCGUCAGUAAUCAAAAGUGACCAUGUGUAAUGGAUGAUGCCAUAGACAAACAAAAGCCCGUGUGCAACAAAAACCGUUGUAAACUGUGAAUUGAUCACUUCGGUAGUUUGACUCCAUUGAAAAGAAAUCAUGGAAAUCUCAAGUGAUCAUAAACUAAAAUGAAUUUUGAAGGCCGCGCAUGGUGUCAGAGGAAAAUACAGGGAAAUCUCUGGGGCAGAUAAAUUAUCAUAAGACCAAUAUCACUCACAGUUGAGCAAGCUUUGGCAGCUUUCAAAAUUAAACUAUUCUUUCUUGUGAUGAUCCCUUAAUAUUGCAAAAGAAAUUAAUCUUCAAAAUUGAUCAGAACUGAGGACAACACCAGUAUUUCAUAAGAAAAGAAAUUAAAAAAUAUGUUCAGUCAUAUGUCAUAUUGUUUCGUUUGCUUAACUAGCUUUAUAGAAUAACAAGAAUGUGUUACAAAACGUGUAUUAAAGGUUUAUAACAGCUACAAGUCCAAUACUUCGCCUUUUAGGCAAAUAUACUGCUUGUGGGAAGUUGAUGUGCUGCAAGUUUAGAGAUAAUAUGAACAUUAAUGAAAUCUCUUUGUGCUUUUCAUCUCCAAUUAAAUUUUAUUUAUUAUUCAAACUUUACAAUUUUGCUUUUUUUCAAUUAUUAAGUUUAUAAUGAGUUAUCUACGCGUUCGAAAUUAAAAAAAAGUUAAAUAUACAGCUAAAUAUUCUGAAAAGUUAAGAUCUCUCCAAUCUUAGACACUUCAAGAACGAAAAAAACAGUUGAUUUUUUUUACAAAAAGGGAGCUGAAUAGUUGGACCAGGCAAUUAAUAAAUGAUACGUGGGUAGGAAAAAGUUGCUAUAUUCUCCAGAAAAAUUAGAAAUCGUCAAAAAAUCUCUUAACCCAAUACCUUUGAGUUGUGCCAUAUAUUGUGGUGUCAAAAUUCUCUUGGACUUAAUUACAAAAAUGAGUCGCAUCAUUUGUUAAAACAUUAAAGAAUUCACAUUGUUUGACCUUUAAGUGUUCAGACAUAAUAAUUAUAAUGAUAAUAAUAAACUAUUAUAUCGUCAAUAACACUGUAAAUGUCCUUCAAAUCUUAAUACAUAGGAUAUAAAUCUAAAUAAACGAAAUAUUAACUCGUGCUAUAUCAAUCACAUCUCCAUCCCAUAACAUCAGUCGUACAACCCAUUCAGCUGGAUAAGAAAAACGUUCUACCAAAAAGAUUUUCGCCCGUCUAAUGAAAAAGUAUAAUGUAAUCAUAACUAUGAUUGUAGUAUGAAACAUUAUGAAAUUUCACCAUGACUUAUAUCAUGAUUUAGGAACUGUAAUUGUCUGACGCUGAUGAACACGGUUUGGCAUACAGUGGAAUUUCUAAUGUUGAUGUUGCCUCAAAUAGAAAGGAUAAAACGUGUCUGCCACUUUCAAAGAUAAAAUACCUAUGUACAAAAAUACAAAUUCUA